This is a messenger RNA of Thermothelomyces thermophilus ATCC 42464, 2138 nucleotides long. RefSeq lists its product as uncharacterized. The record is from RefSeq and is a predicted model, not a curated record. The coding region runs from base 309 to 1961 and encodes 550 amino acids. The transcript has a single exon. Lineage: Eukaryota; Fungi; Ascomycota; Sordariomycetes; Sordariales; Chaetomiaceae.
AUCCAGUGUGCAGCUCCUUGGGUUCCAUGCCCGGAGUAAAUAACAGUGGCCAGCCCCCUCCCUGUGGCCGAGCACCGGCCUGCUACUUUAAGCUAUUUACACUAAGCUAUGACGAGCUCUCCUUUAGCCCGGUCCAUGUGCGUACAGGGUAAUCCGUACAGAUCCGCACAUAUUGCAUACCUUUACGGAGUACACUAGGCCACAGGCCAGAUCUUGGUGCCCUCUCGCUAAACAACCCCGGCAGUUUCUCCUCUGUCUCGGCGCGCACCGGCCAAUACCGCUCCAACGAGUGCGGAAAUUGCCAAGUCAUGAAAGUGGCUUUUAUCGAGCACAACGCUCCCGAAACGCCCAGGGGUGGUCGUCAGGGUGGGCCAGUUAGUGGUGAUGGGCAGUCUACACUCGACAAGGGUCAGCACUUCGCACGCCUCUCCGAUAACCCUGCUACUCCGAGUUACCUGUUUAGGGGCCACCAGUCCAUGUUCAAGCCUGAAAACAGUGUUAGUAAAGCGGCCAGGCGACGCGAGAAACACAAGAACAGGAUCUCCUUUACGGAAACCAGCGAGGGUGUCUGGGUGAGGGUGCAACACCAUGGUCCCCCAGUCGAGUUUCAAGUCUCCCCUCUCCGUUGGAAGGCGGCACGCCUGGUCUACCACACCAAGCACUUCGUUUCAAGACUGAGGAGCCCGGGCAAGGUAUCCAUACCAUCACUACCACCAACAUCCACUGAUCGCAUCCCCGCCGCCGCCGCCGCCGCAUCCCGCCGCACCACACCUUCUUCCCCUUCCUCAACCUCCGAAGCAUCAUUUCUCGACCUGGCCGCCGCCGGCCCGCCGUCUUUUCUCAUCGCUGCUGUUUCCCACGCCCUCCCCCGCCCCGCCGACCGCCUCGCCCCUUCUUCUUCUUCUUCUUCUUCUGCUGCUGCUGCUGCUUUCCCUCUUGCUCGGAUCUUCCCCACCCUCGACGAGAUGACCAGCAUCCUCCUCUUGCCUUUGCACAACAGCGUCGGCGGCAGCGGCAGAGCGAGCGGCAGCAGAAGGAGCGGCGGCGGCGGCAGCAGCAGCAGCAGCAGCAGCUACCGCACCGCUAUAGCGUACCUCAUCGUGGCCGCCACGCUGAACCACAUCCGCCGGACCACCCUGUGCCCGCCAACGGUGGGGGGCUACCAGUACCCGUGGUGCGUCAUGAUGGGGGGCGUCGGCGCGAACCCGCUCGAGGACCUGCGGCUGGCUUUGUCGAACCCCGACGUGUUUGUCGGCGCCGCGCUGGCCGGCUACGGGACGCGGUGGGCGCUCGUCGCGCGGGUGGUCGGCGGGGGGGUCUUGGCCACGUGGGUGGUCGAGCUCGCUGUGGGCGCCUUGUUGCGGAGGAUCUUGUUGCUGUUUGUGACGGCGGCGGCUGCAGGAGCGCAGGAGAAGAAGGGAGUUGGGUGGAGCAGCGCGGGGAAAGGGACGUGGGAGGUCGGCGGGUCGGCGGCGCUCAAGGUGGGCUACAUGCUCUGGCUGCUGAUGGGCGUCGAGUGUGCCUUUGCGAGGGGCAUGAAUGCGGCCGCGUGGCUCGUGGCAGGGUACAAGCUGCUGCUUGUUGCCGGGGAAGAAGGCGUCGGACGCGUCGCGUUGCGGAAGGCGAUACAAGGGAAACUCCUGCAGGGGUGUUUCGUGGCCUGCCACUUGGUGUACUAUCUGAUGGGCGGGAUCGGCCCGGUGGUAUGGCGGAGCAGUGUGUCCGCAGCCAGAGGGCAGCCUGGAUCGCUGCUGACGCUCACGGGGAUUGUGUGGGGUGUGUGGAUGCUGCUGAGGUAUCGCAGCACCUUCUUCAUUGCGUUGGAGGUUAGUGGUUUCUUUAUAUUUCUUGGCUAUGUUGUAUUUGGCCUCGGGGUGUUGGCGUGGGAGUUCAUUGAUGACCCGCUGGGGUUGAAGGUGCACACUGCCCUUGAUACGCUUAACGGAAUCAAGGGAGAGUAAGCUCGACGAGAAUAAACAAGGCGCGAUUGUCGGGGAAAAGGUCCGUCUGGAGAGACCUGGAAGUGACGUAUAGACCUGGCAACCGGAGGUGAAUGGCCGGAAUUGGAUAACGAAAAUACGCGUUGAUGGACACUGUAUGUAGUGUCAGACCUCUUCAUCUAGAUACCCGCAGCCGUA